Messenger RNA from Prorocentrum cordatum, 3794 nucleotides. The record is from the annotation of a GenBank genome assembly. NCBI's taxonomy places the organism in Eukaryota, Dinophyceae, Prorocentrales, Prorocentraceae.
AGCAGCUCGGGCUCCAGCGAGACUCUACGGCGAGUGCCUCGCCACAGGCCCUCGGCCUCGCGCACAUGGCGCCCGGCCGCGCGGGCCCCGUGGUGGCGGCGGUCGCCGCCGCAGCCCUGCUGCUCCGCGCCGGCACGUCGGCAGCGCCACCGCCGCAGGGCCCAGAGCCCGAGGAGGCCUGCGGCGGCCGCGGCUGCGCCGCGCCGCUCCUGGAGGACGAGAGCCUCCUGCAGCUCAGCGGGAGGCGCCCCCGCGGCAGCGGCAGCGCAGGUCCUCGCUCGACGGGGCGCAAGAGCGGCCUGUCGCUGGAAAGACCUUUUCGAGUGCGGGCCCAGUGGGGUCCCCCCGAUCGCCCGAAGGCGAGGCGGCAGUGGCGUCUUGCGCGCGUGUGUUUGGCCCCCCCGCGGCCCCCCAGAAAGCGGCGCGUCAAAGGUCACUCUCACCCGGGGUCAUUAUUGCGGAAAGCAGGCUCGCGGGCGAAAGACAUUCCCAUCGAGCUAGCCCGAAGGCCUGUGCAGAGAUGCGGUACGGAACUGUUAGGCAGCGUGUCCUUGCCUCAGGCUUUCCUUAUGUUUUCGACCGGAAAUCGAAGGUUAACUUCUGGAAAAAAGGGGCCUCGUUCCUUAUUUUGGGUUCCUUAGGUCAACGCCCCGACUGUACCACCCCCUCCCCGUGCGAACCCCGGGGGGGGGGAGGUAGGUCUCACAGGCGCCCCCAGGACGCGCUCUUUCGCCUGUGCGUGGCCGCUUGGUGGGCCCGAUCGCCUCCCACGCCACCACGCUGGGGCGAAAAACGUGUCCUUCUCCGCGGCCUCGCGGGCCCGUGGGCCGCGACCCCACGGAUGCGGGGCGUCCUUUCGCGGACGUCCCGCAAAGAACGUACCCGUGCGACCGCGUGUCUGCGGGACUGUUCCCCGGAGUCCAGACCGCGGGAGCGUGGACAUGGAUACGUUCGCCGCUCGUGAGGUUCGCCGAAGCAGUCGACGCAAGAGGUGCGCGAGGCGAGCAAAGAGGUGCGCGCAGUGAGCCUGGACGCUGGCGGCUUCCUGUCGUUCACAGCCCUGACUGGCUUGACCACGGGGCUCCUGUCUGCAAUGGGGGGCGGGGCCACUUUGGACACUCUCUUCGGCAGCUUUGACGUGGUGUCUGGCACCAGUGGUGGUGCUUGGUUUGAGUCGCAGCUGGCGUAUUCGGAGCAAUUCGAGGAUCUCGUAUACAAAAUGGCCAAAGUGCCAGCGAAGGCAGGAGAGCUCAUGAACGCCGAGUGGUACGCGAGGGCCCUCGGCUUCGGCGCAUUACGAGACGGCUCCCUGCAGAUAAGCACGGAGUCGCUCCAGUGCUUGAUGCAGCUCAUCAGCCAGGUUGAUCCAGCCGUCAGUGCCCUCGCCGAAGAGCUCCUGGGCCCAGCGCUGAGCGCGGGCGCGCUGGCGCCAGCCAACGACAGCGCGGCGGCGGCGCCGGGGAGUGGCCUGCCCGUGUCCGCGCUGGAGGGGAUCCUGGCGACGGCGCGCGAGAAGGGCGUUCCCGAGAUAUUCGUCGAGUAUAUCAUAUCGGCUGUGACUUCGCUGGCGGAAGUGGGGGUGCCCCUAACUUGGACCCGGUUCGUUGAGGUGAUGAACGACAGGACAGCUGGCAUCAGCCCCGCGAUGACGCUGGGCAGCCGUACCAACUCGUGGGCCGAGGGGAAGGAGUUCUUGUAUACCGUCACGCUGCCUGUCCCGCAGCCGAAGCGCCUGCCACUCCAGCACAACUUCACCGACAAGGUGAACCCAUUAGAGUUUGGUGGUUUCGGGCUGCCUAAUUUCACGGAGGUUGCCGUGUUCAAUCCUCCUGGUGAGGCCUCUGAUUUGUUUUACACUGUUCAGACGAGUGAGACCCAUCUCGCUGCUAAUUUGCUCCCGGCGAGGUUCAGCUAUUCCGUCCGCUCAGGCGUCGAGCUGGGUGGGGAGAGUGCGCCGAUGACGUUCUGUGGAGACCCGUCUUGCUUUGGAACUUCGCUGCAUUAUGCUCAGGGCAGCAGUGGCGACUCGGCCGAGUCGGGGCCCCUGGGCACGCAGUUCAAUCUGGCGUUUGAAACGAAUGUGAGCAGCUUGCCGAUCGGUCCGGUCUCUGCUGCCUCCUCCGCCUUCCAGUGGGUCAUGGGCGUGACGGGCUUCGACGCCACACAGUCGUGUUUCGACCUGGCUGUGUGGGUUGACGGGUCUCCGAAUGGCAAGGCCUUCUCCGGUGGGGAGGAGGUGCGGGCUGAGCUGUUCGCCAGCGGCAGCGGCAGCAACGUGACGCAAGGCGCGGACUCGCCCGCACAGGCUGGAUUGCUUGCCCUGGGUGACGGCGGCAACCUUGACGUAACUGGCUUGGUCAACGCUGUAGCCGCGGGCGCCUCAAGGGUGACAGUGCUUCUGAGUACGGACCUCACAAACACGUCUCUCACCCACGCCUACAGAGACCUCACAAAUUUGUUCCCCCGACCCGGGAAUAACCCGGUGCGGGUUAUCUGUGCGGAGCCGCCGAUUGACCAGGUUGAAGGCUUCGUCGAGACUAUGAAGCGCAUCCCGGCGCAGCCCGACACAGAGUUCCUGUCCGCGGUCGCCCACGGCACCCUCGAGUGCACCACCGUGCAGAACCCGUGGUUCGGGAUCGAGGCUGGCCAGAGAAUUACACUCGAUGUGGUUUCUGUCGAGUCCGUCAACGUGACCAUCGGGCUGCCGGCGGCGGGCUACAGCUUCGGCAGUUUCUUCGACUACGGCAGAUUCUUGGGCGAGGUCGUCGCUACGCUCACCGCCGAAGACAAUCGAGAGGAUGUAGAAGCCGUUAUCGCGCGAUAUUUCAAUCAUUGAUUCACCCGGAACGCGCUGAUCUAUCGAUCCACGGUUGCGGCCGCAGGAACGGGGACAACCAAAGAGACCUCUGUAUUUGUGUUUGCGCGUCUCGGCUGUCUCGGAGGGCGCUCGCUGAGAAGCAGCUGCGUCAGCAGCCGCUUGCUUCGAGGGACCAGGAUUAAGUCGGGCCUGUCCCUCUACAGGACGAAGAUUCCAAAAUAGUCAAGAAUAGUCUGGGGACGAAUGUUUGACUAUGCUUGAUUUGUUGUUAAAGUUGUUUGUUGUAUGUUGCAUUGUUCGCCCAACAUCCCCCUGUAGGGGGACUCCCGACCUGAGACCAGGAUCCGGGAUGGGCGACAGCUGCUGCAGCUUGCCAAUCCUCCCACAGAUCGCGCUAUGUUUGAGAGUGCUGGACGUCCUCGAGGGCAAAGCUCCCUUCAAAGAAUGUUUUCGUGUGCUGAUGAUGGCGCCCUAGGACUUCUGGGCGGGAAACCUCGCCUUGUUUCUAGCAGCCGUCCUGAUCGCCUCUCGUCCCCUCCUCGUCUCCACCCUCUCGCCCGCGCCCGCGGCUGAAUAUAUUCACAGGACUGCAGUCUCGAGACCCCGUCUCCACCCUCUCGCCCGCGCCCGCGGCUAAACAUAUCGCUUAUUUUCAGGACUGCAGUCUCGAGACCCUCGCGGCAGUCCGAUUGUAAACACCCGUGUCGGAGAGCAGGGGGCGCAGGCAAAGCGAGGGUGCGCGUGCGGGCUGGAGGGGAUCGCCACCCGCUGCUAGAGCAAGCCGUCAAGACGUUCUCCCGGUCCCCGGUGGGAGGGGACUUUGAGGGACCUGAGGAUACGCACUCCAAUUCGUGCCUCGCGGCACGGUGGCAGAUCAAUGCACGUUCACGCGGUCAAGGUGUGUUGCAGGAUACGGUUGAGCGAUACGGACUUGGUUGGGAUGAUGGCAUGGUAAUUAGGGUGAACGAGCGUGCAG